CUAUCAAAAUGAGACUGAGACUUUUUAUUCUUACUACCUUAUUCCUUACUUUAUCUUUGGCCUGGUUGGCCCAAUCUGCUCCUGCUGCCAUUAAAUUUCCUCCUGCCGCUAUCGAAGAAACCGGCCAAUUUCUUCUAGAAGACAAUCGACCACCUAUCUCUGCUCAUUUUUCUAAUAGUCCACUUGAUGAAUGUCGUUAUUGCGGUGGGUUCACACCUGACCAGUGUUCAAUAGCAUGUUACCGCUACGGCUAUAAGUAUUAUUGGUGCAGUACAUGUUAUUGCAAUUGUAGUAACUAGGGAUGACACGGACAAUCCAAUUUACAAAGUGUAGUAAAUUUCGAAUCUACUCAUAACUUUUGGUUAUUACGACCUUUGCUAUGUACAAUAAUAGCAGUUACAGUAUUGCGUUUUUUAUCAUUAUAGUUGAAGUUAUAUGAAUUAUAUGAUUGAAAAUUUUAUUUUUGUAAUAACUUUUUAUAAAUAAAAUAAUUUACUAAAGUACUUAA
This is a messenger RNA of Rhizophagus irregularis DAOM 181602=DAOM 197198, 508 nucleotides long. The record is from RefSeq and is a predicted model, not a curated record. NCBI's taxonomy places the organism in Eukaryota, Fungi, Glomeromycota, Glomeromycetes, Glomerales, Glomeraceae.